AUGACGAGCCCUUCGUUGCUUGUUGGGGAGGAGGCCUUGGUCACACCCUUCUUGCACGCAGCCGACCUUUUAGCGCUUGCACGCACCAGCAGGGCUGAGUGGACCAGAGCGCUGGAAGUCGUCCGAGGGCGCUUCCUGUCGACCACUUCGAAGGCCCCGUUCGUCUUGAAGUCGGAGAAUCAGAAAUCCGCUGCCCUCCGUUUCCUGCCACUCUGGGAGCAAGCACUGCUCUUUGAGAACUUCCACGAUGAGGAGCUUGGUUGCCAUUGGCACAACUAUCGCUCGAGUGGCGCCCUACGUCGUUGGUCCUUCCGGAAGAGUGAGGCACUUCACCCCCUUAGCCUGUGGUGUUUGGUGCUGCCCACCCGGCCUCGCGAGCUUGAAGAGGACUGCCGUGUGCUUUGCUCUUUGCAGCGCGAGUUGCCCCCCUCGCGGCCAUCUUUGGUAGCUUUUCGGGCAAUGUGUUCUAGCCAGACACGGCGUCUUCGAGCAGGCGGCAUUUUCUCCCUCUUCAGUGAGCUGAUGCAAGCCAGGCAUCUCGCCUUCAGCAUCUACUUUACCUUCGACUCAAGCGGCCGCACGGUUUUCGCUGGCGAUGGAGGGUCUGGUGACGUGGCUUUGGGACGCUGGGAGGACCAGCAGUGGUACGAAUUUAUGAUCCACUUCAACUGGUUUGAGAGGAAGGCAGUUGUUUGCCUUUCCGAAGUUGGCCAAGUGAAAAGGGAACCAGGAUGCAUUGUGGACCUCUCGCCCCACUGCCAGAAUGUGUGCGGCGUCAAGCUUUGGCAUGCGGCUGAAGACUUCGAAGCUGCCUGGACCGACCUGCUGGUCUACGACCGAAAAGGGACGUGA
This is a messenger RNA of Durusdinium trenchii, 852 nucleotides long. The record is from the annotation of a GenBank genome assembly. NCBI's taxonomy places the organism in Eukaryota, Dinophyceae, Suessiales, Symbiodiniaceae.